Messenger RNA from Malaclemys terrapin pileata, 8979 nucleotides. RefSeq names its product pseudopodium enriched atypical kinase 1 (gene PEAK1). Gene Ontology annotation, biological process: protein phosphorylation. The transcript is spliced from 11 exons. Gene Ontology annotation, cellular component: focal adhesion; actin cytoskeleton. Gene Ontology annotation, molecular function: protein kinase activity; ATP binding. Lineage: Eukaryota; Metazoa; Chordata; Testudines; Emydidae. The coding region runs from base 662 to 6046 and encodes 1794 amino acids. The record is from RefSeq and is a predicted model, not a curated record.
GGGUGCCAGAGUCGGCUCCUCCUCGGGGCUCGGCGGCAGCUGAGCUGAACCGUGACGAACGAAGCCCUCAGCCCUGCCCGUUUCUGGGGCCCCUCGGAGGGGAGAAGAGAAGGAAAGAUUCUCAUUAGAAAGGGAACUAUCCAGUCUGAGCCUGAAAAGUGAGAGUCUACUUGUUACUAUGGAUUCCUGAGACAAGCUAUUGCCAAGAGAAGAUGUGGAGCAAAGAAGGGAGAUGCAGAAGCAGUAGAAGAAAGAGUCAAAUUAGAAUUGCCAGGCAUCGUGACCUUCUCGUCUGAGAACAGGACUUGACGUCAAGAACACCUAAAUAUCAGUUCCUGUUUUGACAAUGACCAUGUUCUCCUGUGGCUUUGGAAAAAAAACAUUACUGUCUGAUCUGUAAGAAAAAAGGGGUGAAAAGAAAAAGGAAAUCAGUCUUGGAGAAAUUGGAAGUGCUUUGAAUUUGCAAAGGGAUUUAGUGCCAGCUGCUACAGAAGGUUUUACAAAGCCACCUUUGGCACCGAAAUGGAUGAAAUGCUUCAGACCUAAAUGAAAGAUCACUAUUUGAAAGCAUAGCCAGAAUAAAUGAGCAGAGUGAAAACGAAUGGAUGAAGUUCUUACCAUGCACUGAACAGUGGAACAUCAGGUGCAAAGCUCUGGGAAAAUGUCUGCUUGCAACACCUUCACUGAACACGUCUGGAAACCUGGUGAAUGUAAAAACUGCUUCAAACCCAAAAGCUUGCACCAACUGCCCCCAGCCUCUGAAAAGACUUCCCUCUCGCAUGGUAAUCUGAAAACCAAUGCAAACCACAGCAACAACCACCGUGGUAGAAGUACAGGAAAUUUCCGACCCCCUGUAGCAAAGAAACCCACUAUAGCUGUGAAACCCACCAUGAUGGUGGUAGAUGGGCAGAGUGUCAGUGGUGAGAUCAGCACAACCGAUCAUUGUGAGAACAAGCCAGUAAUUAUAGGGUGGAACCGAAACAAGACUGUCUUAAACAAAAAGCCACUGAACAAUAAUAAUGAAGAUGAAAUUGAAGGUUAUAGCCAUGUUCAUAGGCCUUAUGGCAACAAUGAUAGUGCAGGUAAGAUACCAAAUAACAAUAAUAAUGGACUGACAGAAGUGUUGAAGGAAAUUGCGGGUUUGGAUACCACACCUCAGCAAACAGGAAAUGAAAUGAACUCAAGGGACACGUUCUUGGGAAGAAUAAAUAAUUGCUAUAAAAGAUCAUUAGAAAGACAGAUCCCUCCAAGCUGCAUGAUGGGUGGAAUGAAGGAUUCACAUAGUAAGCAUGUUAUUCUGAGUGGAAGCACUGAAGUAAUAAGUAAUGAAGGUGGGCGUUUCUGUUACCCAGAAUUCUCCAGUGGAGAUGAGAGUGAGGAUGAUAUGUUUUUUGGCAGCAGGCAGGAAGAGCAUGAGAGUUGGGAUGAAAGUGAUGAAGAGCUGCUAGCAAUGGAAAUUCGCAUGCGGGGCCAACCUCGCUUUGCUAACUUUAGAGCUAACACCCUGUCUCCUGUCCGGUUUUGUGUUGACAAAAAAUGGAACACUGUGCCUUUAAGGAACAAGUCUCUACAGAGGAUCUGUGCUGUAGACUAUGAUGAUAGCUAUGAUGAAAUUUUAAAUGGUUAUGGAGAAGAAACUGUGAUGCUUUAUGGGCAAGAAAGCAUGCAGAGUAUGGUAUCAUCUGAUUCCACAUCUCCUGAUUCUUCUUUGACUGAAGAGUCUCGCUCUGGAACAAUCAGUAGCUCAUCUCAAAAACUCUGCAAUGGAGGGUUAUCUCCCAGUACCCCUAAGGAGAUCAAGUUGAUUGAACCAGAUUAUGAGAGUCUUUGUGAUAAGCAGCAAAUGAAAGACAUGCCAAAAACUUCCAGAAACACUGCAAACAUUCUAGAGACUCACAAGGCAGUUCUUGCACUUAGAUUGGAAGAGAAGGAUGGCAAGAUUGCGGUACAAAGUGAUAAUCAAGAAAGCAAAAGUGCUACAGAUGUUACUGGUCAAGCAGUGACUAUAAACUUGGUACCAAUGGAAGAUCAAGCCAAACCUUACAGAGUGGUAAAUAUGGAACAACCAGUGUGCAAGCCUUAUACUAUAGUAGAUGUGUCAGCAGCCAUGACCAAUGAGAGUAUGGAUGGUCAGACUGAAAGCUCAGAAACCAAAAGUACACCAUCUCACCCAAAUUCACCAGGAACUCCAGGUGCUCCAAUUAUAUCUAAUACUGCAUCAUCUGUGCGAGUAAAUGCCAAUCUAAAAAAAUCCAGUGCAGUUAGAUACCAAGAAGUAUGGACCUCUAGUACUAGCCCACGACAGAAGAUACCUAAGGUGGAAUUAAUUGCUAAUAGCUCAGGACCUUCAGUCCCUCCAAGGAAAAGCAGCCACAAAUCUGCUCCUACUUCACCUACAGCCACAAAUAUUUCUUCAAAAACCAUCCCAGUGAAGUCACCCAAUUUGUCUGAGAUAAAAUUUAAUAGUUACAACAAUGCUGGCAUGCCACCUUUCCCAAUUAUCAUUCAUGAUGAACCUACAUAUGCUAGGAGUUCAAAGAAUGCUAUCAAAGUUCCUAUUGUAAUCAAUCCAAAUGCGUAUGAUAAUUUAGCCAUCUAUAAAAGUUUUCUAGGGACCAGUGGAGAGCUAUCCAUCAAAGAUAAAACUACAAGUGUAAUAAGCCACACAUAUGAAGAAAUAGAAACAGAAAGCAAAAUCUCUGAAAAUAUACCCAGCAAACCCACUGAAUUUACCCAACCCAAGGGGGUAACUAAUAGCACAGAGUGUAAACUGGGUUCUGUGGCUCAGAAAGUUCAAGAGUACAAUACCUGUCUCAGCAAAGGUCAGACGUCACCACAAAGAAGUCAUAGUUUUGACCAUAGCUCCCCAACAAGAGUUCAGAAGACAAGUCAAGAGCCUGCAGCCAAAAUGGAAGGAGCACAGGAGACUUCUGGUGGCAACAGCAAUAGGGAAAAUGCAAACACAGUGCUUUCUCAGAUUGUGGCUUCUAUCCAGCCCCCGCAGUCUCCUCCAGAAACACCUCAAUCAGGACCCAAAUCUUGCAGUGUGGAAGAAUUAUAUUCCCUACCACCUGAUGCAGAUACCACUAAAAGCAGCCUGGUACGACCCAAAUCUCUCUUUACUGCACAACCUAUCAAUGAUACUGAAGUAUCCAGUGCCACAGAAAGCACUACCACUAAAAUGCAGAAGGAUACACUUUCAAAGCCACUUACCACCCAUUUGUCGAAGCCAGUAACAGGCACCCAUAAUACCACAAGUCCCAAAAUAGAGCAAGCACCUCCAUUUCCCCCUCCACGUUCCACUUCUUCACCCUAUCAUGCAAGUAAUCUGUUGCAAAGACAUUUCAGCAACUGGAGCAAACCAACCAGUCCCAUUAGAUCAACAGAGGCAGAGUCAAUACUGCAUUCAGAAGGUAGACGAGCUGCUGAUGCAAAACCCAAGCGCUGGAUAUCAUUUAAGAGCUUCUUCCGCCGCAGAAAGACUGAUGAUGAGGAAGACAAAGAGAAGGAAAGAGAAAAAGGGAAACUAGUGGGUCUUGAUGGAACUGUUAUACAUAUGCUGCCCCCUCCUCCAGUUCAACGCCACCAUUGGUUCAGUGAGUCAAAAACAGACUCCAGUGAGAAGCCAUCCAUUGUUUUCAUGUAUAGAUGUGAACCAGCACAGGCUGAACCAAACACCAACCAGAACAAGGCUGGAGUGGAGUUUCCAAAUGAAGAUACAGUGGCAAAGGACAAAGCAGAAAUGGAAGAGAUGUUGGCAGAGGAUUCUGAAGAGAAAAUUAAGAGUCAUUCUUCACCAUCUCAGAUUCCCAAGAAGAUCCUCAGCACACCAGAACACUGUGGAAUCAAUGGCUCACCAGAGUUUCAAGACAUGAUUAAAAGACUCAAGAAGGCCCUGAGAGAAUUUCCUUUAAUGGGGAAUUGUGUGAGUGAGUAUAGUGGUCAAGUGCCAGAUGAAACCACGGUGGAAGAAUUGUCUCCUCAGAUUCCAAGAGCUGUGUUUGUGAAGCAGGACAUUGGUGGCAAUGCCUCCAUCAUACCAGUGUCAACUCCCCAUGGCCCACAAGGGGAGGAAGAAAAGGAGGAAACUUCAGAUUCUUCUGACUUGAGCCCUGGCAGUGCUACAUACAGCAAUUUAGGUCAGUCCAGAGCAGCCAUGAUACCUCCAAAGCAGCCCCGGCAGCCAAAGGGAGCUUUGGAUGAUGCCAUUGCCUUUGGAGGAAUAGCAGACCAAGAGGCAACUAACAGCUUACAGCCAACACCACCUCCACUGCCAAAGAAAACCAUUUUGAGAGCCAACACGGAGCCGAUCCCCAAAGAACUCCAGAAGCAGACCCUGGAGAAUAAUCUCUGUGUUGUGGCCAACCCUACAUACGACAUUGACACCAACUGGGAAGCAAGCAGUGCCUGCUCUUCAGUCAGCUCAGAACUCAAGGCACUGGACAAUGAGUCAGGAGAUUCCUUGGACAGGCCUUUAGAAAAAGGAAAAGCAACCAACUCAACAGCCAACAGCAUUUCCAGCCUAACCACUGCCAGUAUUAAGGAUAGGUGUUCCAACAGCAUGGAGUCUCUGUCUGGGAGAUACAUCUCUCAGACUAAGCAGAGCAAGAAUAUACAGAAGCCACAGAGGCAAGCACUUUAUCGAGGAAUUGAGAACCGAGAGGAGGUGGUAGGCAAAAUCAGAAGCCUUCAUACUGAUUCACUGAAGAAGUUGGCAAACAAAUGUGAAGAUCUUUUCAUGGCUGGACAGAAAGACCAGCUGCGAUUUGGGGUGGACAGCUGGUCAGACUUCAGGCUAACCAGUGACAGGCCAUGCUGUGAAGCAGGUGAUGCAGUUUACUACCCAGCUUCUUAUGCAAAAGAUCCCCUCAACAAUUAUGCAGUCAAGAUUUGUAAGAGCAAAGCUAAAGAAUCCCAACAGUAUUACCACAGCUUGGCUAUCAGACAGAGUCUGGCUAUUAACUUUAACAUCCAACAGGACUGUGGCCAUUUCUUAGCUGAUGUACCUGUUCGCCUCCUUCCAUGGGAGGAUCCCAAUGCACCUGAGGUGGAGGAGGAAGAUGAACAGGAAGAAGAGGUAGAAGAUGAGGAAAAGAACAAAGAAACCCCUUCCUGUUUGGAGGCUUCACAGAAAGACAACUCAGGCAGUGAGCGGACCAACAGCAAGCAGCGCAGCCGUGUUGUGGUCAUCACACGGGAGGUACCAUUCCUAACGGUGGCUGACUUUGUGCGAGAGUCCACAGCCCGCCAUGCAAAUAACCCAGACUUCUAUGAAAGACAGGUGUGUCUACUGCUCUUACAGCUGUGUUCAGGCCUGGAGCACCUGAAACCCUAUCACAUCACACACUGUGAUCUGCGCUUGGAGAAUCUGCUGCUGGUUCACUACAGACCAAGGGGAGGCCUUCUGAACUAUGAGCCUGUGGAGCCCAAUCCCAACGCAGCUUGCCCAGCCAGGCUAAUUGUGAGCAAUUUCUCACAGGCCAAGCAAAAGAGACAUAUGGUAGAUCCAGAGGUGCUACGGGACCAAUCCCGCCUGGCCCCGGAGAUCAUCACUGCCACACAGUACAAAAAGUGUGAUGAGUUCCAAACUGGCAUUCUCAUCUAUGAAAUGCUGCACUUACCCAACCCCUUUGAUGAGAAUCCAGAGCUGAAGGAGAAGGAAUAUACCCGUGCUGACCUCCCCAGGAUCCCCUCCCGUUCCCUCUAUUCCUAUGGGCUCCAGCAACUCGCCAGCUGCCUACUGAAUCCCAAUCCUUCAGAGAGAAUCCUUAUUUCUGAGGCCAAGGGAAUCCUUCAGUGUUUGUUAUGGGGUCCACGUGAGGAUUUGUUCCACACUCUGAGCUCAUGUUCCAGCCCAGUACGGAAGGAUGCUGUGCUGCAGAACUGGCUGGACAUCAAACGGACGCUGCUGAUGAUCAAGUUUGCAGAGAAGUCCUUGGACAGGGAGUGUGGAGUCAGCCUUGAAGACUGGCUUUGUUCUCAAUAUCUGGCAUUUGCCACUACAGACUCACUCAGUCGCAUUGUGAAAAUCAUGCAGCAACACUAGUUUGUACAAGCUGUUGCUUUUCCUCAACCCCGUACUCCUUGCUCUAUUCUGCUCCCACCCUCUUUAUUCUAGGGUUCACACUUUGCACAACUUCUGAAAAAAAUAGCCUAGAUCUCAAAGCUAGCAAUCCUGAGCAAAUGGGUUCUAAUUGGAAAUACUGUCUCCUAUUGAAGAUACGAUGGAGACUUUAUUCAAUUCCUAGGCCUUCCAUAUUUAAUCAUAUGUACAAUGGUUGCAAUUGGAUUAUAUACCUCCUAGGUUGGAUUAAUUUUUUAACAGAUUGAAAAAGGAGAGAGAAAAAUCUUAAGGAGACAACUAUUUUUAUAUUACUAUAGAGAAUGAAUUCCCCAUCUCCUCUGGAUGGAUCCUACCAUUUCUAGUGGUAGCUUCUGCAGAAAAAGCAGUGACCAUUUAUGACCAUCAACAGAUUAAUUCAUCAUAAAUGUGAAUCAAAUGAUCCACCAAAGUUAAGAGCCUCUGACCACAAAAAUAUUGCCUCUGCUCCAUCCCCCGUGAAAGGUUCUGCCUCUCAGUCUAGGAUGAAGCUCAUCCACAUAGUCUUCUCAUUCAGGUAGAUUUUUUUUUCUCCUACUCUUAAAUUCUUUAUUUUCCUCCCAACUGAGGUAGUCCUCUGAUCCCAGCAAGUAAUCAAUAGGCAGCAAUCAUCAGUGUCCAAUAUGGUUGCCUUCUCUGACUUGCUAGCUGUCCAUAUCCCUUCUGAUCACGGGUCCUGGAUUCCAAGGAUCCUGCCUUAAUCAGCCCAUGAUCAUCAACCUGUAGUAUCUCCACUGAAAAGCAAACGGAACAUGCAUGUUUCUCUUCCCACCAGUAUAUAGGAUCGGAAAGUCAUGUAUUGUAGAUAUAACAGUGUUAAACAAAAGCAACAUAACAUACCAAGAACAACUGAAACAUCCCUCCCACCCUAAAAGGCACUAAACCCUGGGCUUAAAAUGAACUGAAAUUACAUAACCAAUCCUCCUUCAGUUGCUGCUAUGCAUCAGGUAUCAAAAUAGCAGCCUCCUUCUUUGUGUUUUAUUUUGGUUUGCUAGCCACUUGUGGCAUAUUGCAAAGCAGGACUGAAUUGGCAGUGCUGGUGUGUUGGCAGGAGAUAGCUACACAGACAAGCACUAAACAAUUCUAACAGGCCACAUGGAGAUGGUUUUACUUCAAAUGCAUUUCUCUGGGGGGAAAACAAAGGGGAAAACACUACUAUUUAAUUACUGAGAGACCUGUAAAGUUUGGCAGCUGUAACUAACAGUGACCUGAUCUAUUUUCCCCACAGCAGUAUUUGGCUACAAAUUUUCUAUCAGUAACUAAUGUUUACUAGUAUACUAGCUGCUUCAGACAACACCCUAAAAAUCCCUAAAAAUGGAAUGGCUGUCGACAUAACUCAGAGAUCAUUGCAGAUAUAGAUUUAGAGUAAGGGGGCACUAGUGGAUAUUAAGGAGACAGGUUAAAAAAAAAAAUCCAAUCUGAAGGAAUUUUUCACCUUUAGAGGCAGCUGCUGGUUUUUUCUUUCCUGAGAUAGCGACCUUUCCUAUGGAACGCCUACAAUCAUACAGAUGCUCUCUUUGCUCAGUAUUGCUAGGUUCUCAAUUGUCUCAAAUAUAUCUGAAGAACACAAGGGGGGGCAAACGAAAGGUGUUAUUUAAUAUUCUGAGAUGGGUGAUGGAAAGCAUAUAGCCCAAGUUUUGAGCCUGUGCUUCUCUCCUAUGGAUAUAUGUGCAAUUCUUGUAUGUAUUUUUUUAAAUCUGUAUAUUACAGUGUUUACGUUACUUACCAGACUUUACCUGAUGCUAGAUCUGCAAACCCUUCCUUUACUUUCCUGGCACAUAAAUGCGCAGAGUUAUAUGUGUUGUUUAUAUGGAUUGAUAUUUCAUUUUUCAUUGUUCGUUAAAUCUGUGAGAAACCAGUUUACUUCAGUCUUGAAAACAAAUAGCCACUUUUUAUAGCAUAUGCAUGCUUGGACCAGAUGCAUGGAAACUGAACAAACAGUCCUGCAGGCAUGAGGUCAGUGAAACUAGCUCCAUGUACACACCGCAUAUUUGAAGGGGGUGAAAUUUGGCAUCUGUCCGAGCCAAACUUUGUGGAAUGUGGAAGCCUACAUUGAUUGUGCAGUAAUAUAUAGAAUAUUUUUGUGGACUUUUUAAACGUUUUUAAACUUUCUGAUGAAAUAUCCUUUUGUCUGAUUCAUCUGUAUCAGAGAGGGAUCAGGAAGGAUAAGGAUCAUGUAUUUUAAUGUGAUAUAUAUCACUUAAAAAUAUCGCAAAGAGUUAAUGCAAAAAGAGUGCAGCGCACUUAAGCACAAAUGCAGUGCAUUGAGUUGAUGACUUCCACCACUUUGGGAAAGAGGCUUUCUACAUAAUGCUGAACAAACUUGUGGUAGAAGCCUUUACAAAGAAUUGCACAAUCAUUAAAUGCAGCCCUGUUUCAUGUGGGCACAGAAUCGUGUAAUGCCUUAUGGCUUAUAUACACUGAGCAUGAGUUGACAGCUCACUUAAAUGCUACCUGCAAACUACCAGACAGUCACCAACCCUUUAAGCUAAGCACAGGACAUUGCUUCUUCUUGUUCCCCUGGUCUGGUUUAGUGUUGGUUUUUGUUUUGUUUUUAGGUGGCACCUAUCUGCACAUAACUUCUCACCUAACAAAUAUAUGCUGUAUGAGCAGCACAUGGACCACUGGCCAUUGCAGUAGGCACAUUCCUUUAGGCUGCCUGGUUUGGUUGGGUUUUCUUUUCUUUUUUUUGUGUAUGUGGACACAUGUUCUCAGUGUCACUUUCAUGUCAACACGCACAUGCAAAGUUGAAUAUUGAAUGUUUUACAACCUUAUGUAUUUAACACAGCUGGUCCAAAGCCUUUAUAUGUCUUUGUUCUUUAAAUAUCUAAUUUCAGUUCAUAUUGUUUGUGAUUAAAUUUAAACCAGUACUCAUUUUA